Molecule: messenger RNA, 675 nt
Organism: Rhagoletis pomonella (apple maggot)
Lineage: Eukaryota; Metazoa; Arthropoda; Insecta; Diptera; Tephritidae
Product: protein obstructor-E-like
Exons: 3
Coding region: 196-660 (154 amino acids)
Cellular component (GO): extracellular region
Molecular function (GO): chitin binding
Source: RefSeq, a predicted model, not a curated record
UAACCGGUUUGGAAAUGAACGUGGCUUAGCUCGAUGCAAGUCUUCAAAAGUUGGAAUCACAGACAAAGAAAAAUAGUUUGUAUUCAGUUGCGGUACAGUGCAGAAGAACGGUGACAAAACGCUCCGAUUUAUUAUUGCAACAUUUAAGGCUGUGAAUAUUAGUGAAGAAAAUCAAAAAACCAAAACUUUUUGAAAAUGAAACAGAAAUUUAUGAAUUUGGCGCUAGGUACCCUAACACUAUUUGUUGCAGCAGAAAGUGCAUUCCAAUGCCCCAAACCCGAGGGCCAGUUCCCCGAUGAUAUCCAAUGUGACAAGUACUACCAAUGUGAUGACGAUGUGGCGAAAGAGAAACUUUGUCCAGAUGGCUUGGUAUUCGAUCCUCUUAACAGACAUAUUAAUAAGUGCGAUCAGCCGUUCAACGUGGACUGUGGUGAUCGAACUGAACUGCAAGAACCGAAAUCUACGAAAUUUUGUCCCAGAAAACACGGAUUUUUCGCACAUCCUGACUCUUCCGUGUGUGAUAUUUUCUACAACUGUAUUGAUGGGGAUGCAUUGGAAAUGAAGUGUACGGUUGGCUUACACUUUGAUGAAUUUGGUGGAACGUGCGUUUGGCCGGAUACUGCUAAGCGCGAGGGUUGUGAAGCCCCACAAAGUAAGUGAAAAAUUAAAAAUAUU